Acomys russatus (golden spiny mouse) is the source of this 1898-nucleotide messenger RNA. Its product is annotated as UDP-glucuronosyltransferase 1-6. Gene Ontology annotation, molecular function: UDP-glycosyltransferase activity. NCBI's taxonomy places the organism in Eukaryota, Metazoa, Chordata, Mammalia, Rodentia, Muridae. The record is from RefSeq and is a predicted model, not a curated record. The transcript has 6 exons. The coding region runs from base 155 to 1750 and encodes 531 amino acids.
UGGUGGUUGGGAAACCAGGAAUUUGGGGGAGAAAUCGCUUCACUGGCUGAUGGUGGCUGACUGAAAGCAGACUUCCAGAUUUCUAAAUCCUCCUCAAGGGUCCUCAUCACGUGCUACUCAGACGCACAUUUCUCUAAUCUUACUAAUUUAAAGGAUGGCUUGCCUCCUUCCUGCCGGUCAGAGAGUUGCAGCAGGGUUUCUCUUCUUAGUGCUUUGGGGCUCAGCUCUAGGUGACAAACUGCUGGUGGUCCCCCAGGAUGGAAGCCACUGGCUUAGCAUGAAGGAGAUAGUGGAGAAUCUCAGUCAAAGAGGGCAUGACAUUGUGGUGCUUGUGCCGGAAGUCAACUUGCUUUUAGGAGAAUCCAAAUACUACAUAAGGAAAACCUUCCCGGUGCCCUAUGACCUAGAAGAGCUGCAGACCCGUUUCCGCUCCUUUGGAAACCACCACUUUGCUCCCAGGUCACAGCUGAUGGCUCCUCUAAAAGAGUACAGGAACAACAUGAUUGUCAUCGACUUGUGCUUUUUCAGCUGCCGGAGCCUCCUGAAGGACACUGCCACCCUCAGCUUCCUCAGGGAGAGCAAGUUCGAUGCUCUGUUCACAGAUCCCGCCAUGCCGUGCGGUGUGAUCCUGGCUGAGUAUCUCAGGCUGCCCUCCGUCUACCUCUUCAGAGGUUUUCCGUGCUCUCUGGAGCACAUGCAUGGUCAAAGUCCAAGCCCCGUGUCCUACGUCCCCAGAUUCUACACCAAAUUCUCAGACCGCAUGACAUUUCCCCAACGGGUGGCCAACUUCAUCGUUAACAUCUUAGAGAACUACCUAUUCUAUUGUCUGUAUUCAAAGUACGAAGUCCUCGCCUCCGAGCUCCUCGAGAGAGACGUGUCCCUAUCCGCCUUACACCAGAACUCAGUGUGGCUGUUACGGUAUGACUUUGUGUUCGAGCACCCCCGGCCAGUCAUGCCCAACAUGAUUUUCAUUGGAGGGACUAACUGCAAGAAGGAAGGGAAGCUGUCUCAGGAGUUCGAAGCCUAUGUCAACGCCUCUGGAGAGCACGGCAUCGUGGUUUUCUCUUUGGGCUCCAUGGUCUCCGAGAUUCCAGAGAAGAAAGCCAUGGAAAUCGCUGAGGCUUUGGGCAGAAUUCCUCAGACGGUCCUGUGGCGCUACACUGGAACUAGACCAUCGAAUCUUGCAAAGAACACGAUCCUUGUCAAGUGGCUACCCCAGAAUGAUCUGCUUGGUCACCCAAAGACUCGCGCGUUCAUCACACACUCCGGCUCCCAUGGUAUUUAUGAAGGAAUAUGCAAUGGAGUCCCAAUGGUGAUGAUGCCCUUGUUUGGCGAUCAGAUGGACAAUGCCAAGCGCAUGGAGACUCGAGGAGCUGGGGUGACCCUGAAUGUCCUUGAAAUGACUGCUGACGAUUUAGAAAAUGCCCUGAAAACUGUCAUCAAUGACAAGAGCUAUAAGGAGAACAUCAUGCGCCUCUCCAGCCUUCACAAGGACCGUCCUAUAGAGCCUCUGGAUCUGGCUGUGUUCUGGGUGGAGUUCGUGAUGAGGCACAAGGGGGCUCCACACCUGCGUCCUGCUGCCCAUGACCUUACCUGGUACCAGUACCACUCCUUGGAUGUGAUUGGCUUCCUCCUGGCCAUCGUGUUGACAGUGGUCUUCAUUGUCUUUAAAUGUUGUGCCUAUGGCUGCCGGAAAUGCUUUGGGGGGAAGAAGCAAGUUAGGAAAUCACAUAAAUCUAAGACCCAUUGAUAAGUGGGUGCUAAGAUCCGUUGAUAAGUGGGUGGAAAGUAUUGGUCCAUUAUCCAAUCAGUUUGAAACUUGAAAACAGAAUCAGUGUUAAGUUCAUUUUGUUUUUAUUAGGGAAAUAAUUUGCCGUACGUUGCACACCCAGACCAUU